This is a messenger RNA of Symbiodinium natans, 321 nucleotides long. The record is from the annotation of a GenBank genome assembly. Lineage: Eukaryota; Dinophyceae; Suessiales; Symbiodiniaceae.
AUGGGCUUCUCAGAUCCGGCAGCGAACUGCAAACCUGGUCAUUUCAUGCGAUGGAGCUUGCCUGGGAAUCUGGCGGAUGUCCUGAGUCUCCUUCUCUGGCAGCCCGGGAGCUUCUCUGCAGGGGCAGAGGGUCGGCUGCCAAUUUUCUGUGAAGACCUUGGGCAUGAGCCCGGAGAGCACAGACUGGGCCCAAAAACCCUGCAAACACGAAAGCCACAAUAUUACAAGUGCAGCAGGAGUGCAACUGCAAAUCGGACCUUCGUAGGAGUUUGUGCCCAUGCAGCCCUUGGGCACGCUUCUUUGGCCGAACUCUAUCGGUAG